Perca flavescens (yellow perch) is the source of this 2947-nucleotide messenger RNA. RefSeq names its product volume-regulated anion channel subunit LRRC8D. NCBI's taxonomy places the organism in Eukaryota, Metazoa, Chordata, Actinopteri, Perciformes, Percidae. Bases 178 to 2841 code for a protein of 887 amino acids. Gene Ontology annotation, molecular function: protein binding. Gene Ontology annotation, cellular component: cytoplasm. The transcript has 7 exons. The record is from RefSeq and is a predicted model, not a curated record.
GCUGCUUGUCGGCCAGCUAAGGAGGAGUUUGUUGUAAGUUUUUUUUCACAGCAGAACCAGACAGCGCCGGAAUAAAGUUUGUGUAAGGCUGCUGUGAGCUGAUCAGAGGAGAGAGAGACAGAGAGAGAAACAACAAGGUAUUUACAGAGUCAUCCUUGUCGAGGGCCAGAGGUCGCCAUGUUUUCCCUGUCGGAGCUGGCGCCUCUGAACCAGCAUCAGAGUAGGAGUAAACUGUUAAAGCCCUGGUGGGAGGUCUUCAUGGACUACCUGGUGGUCCUGAUGCUGUUGGCAUCUGUCCUGGCUUGUACCGAGCAGCUGUCCAGGGACCGAGUUGUGUGCAUGCCUUUGGAUCCACUUGUUACUGCAAAUACCUCAACUAGCAGGGUUGCAUUGAAUCCUUUUUUAAAGCCCCCAACCCAUGUUCAACGCAACAUUGGCCCUAAUCUUCAUUCCACAGCCCGGGGUCGACGCACACAUCUGGUCUACCAGCAGUACGUUUACAUAAGCCAGGUGUGCUACCACGAGGCUUUGCCUCUGUGCUCCCGGUUCUUCCCCUACAUGGCCAUGCUGCAGUCUCUAGUGCUGGUAGCCAGCGGCUCCUUCUGGCUCCACUUCCCCCACACCUCCGCCCGCAUAGAGCACUUCCUGGCCAUCUUGGCAAAGUGCUGCGAGUCACCGUGGACAUCUCAGGUCCUGUCUCAUGCCGCCCGCCAGGAGAGCAUACAGGAGAUGGGGGUGGUGGCGAAAAGACCACCACCCCAACCUCCGCUCUCUUCAACUUCAUCUUCACCCUCGGUAACACGCACAAGACGAACAAGCAUUGACUCGGGCACCGACAGCCCGCUCUUGAAGAGGUCCUUUGCCACCCCUCCCUCUCCGUGCCCUUCCUCUCUAUCCUGUAACUCCAACAUGUCCUCUACGUCCCUCGGGUCCCAGGUGCACUUUCCUCCUACCAAGCCCUCAGCCGUGGUUGACAGUCCCAGGCAGGUAAUCAGCCUGGAUAAAAGUGAUGGGGAACAGACCAGGGCGCUGUUCGAAAGGGUCAGGAAAUUUCGGUCCCACAGCGAAAGCUCAGAUGUCAUUUAUAAGGUCUACUUGGCUCAGACAAUACUCAAACUGCUGAUGGUGACCCUGAUCUUGAGCUACAGCAUCCCUCUUCUCAGCUCCCUGUCCUUCACCCACACCUGUCACCCUGAGGAGCAGGCCUUUGUGGGCUACACAACCUUUGAGUGCAUCCAUGUGCUCUCCUCCCUCCUACGCAAACUGCUGGUGGCUUACCUGACCCUACUGGGGCUGUACGGCCUGCUGAACCUUUACACCCUCAGUUGGAUUUCACACAGCUCUCUACGGCAGUAUUCUUUCCACUCACUGAAGGAGUUGUGCUCCCUGCGAGAUGUUCCCGACCUGAGAAACGACCUGGCAUUUCUUUUACAUAUGUUAGACCAGUAUGACCCUUUGCUGGCCCAGCGUCUGUCCGUUUUUCUGUCCCCCGUGAGUGAGAGUAGGCUGCUGGAGGAAAGCUUGGAGAGGCGCUGGGGGGAGGAGAAGCUGCGUGCCAUGACGAGUGUGGAUGCAGAGGGCUGCUGCAGACUGCAGCUGGUGGCCUUGCCUCGCCUCCCUCCGGCCCUCUUCACCCUCAGCCAGCUUCAGGUCCUCAAACUGGAGCUCAUCACAGAUGCCAGGUUUACUGCGCAGGUGGCCAACAUGACAUCACUCAGGGAGCUCCACCUCUAUCACUGUGCAGCAGCGGUGGAUCCCGGUGCACUUGGAGUCCUUCAGGAUCGUCUGGAGAUCCUCCACCUCAACUUCACCCAAGCGUCAGAGAUCCCCAGCUGGGUCCUCUCCCUCCGCAGCCUGCAUGAGCUCCACCUCUCUGGCCGCCUAAACAGCGACGGCGGCGUGGGCCGCAGCUGGGCGUUGGGCAGCCUCCGCCAACUACGUCACCUCCGAGUGCUGGUGAUCCGAGGCAUGUUGCAGCGGAUCCCCGGGGAGCUGUGUGAGGUUACGGGCAGCUUGGUGAGGCUGGAUGUCUACAACGAGGGCACCAGGCUGCUUGUGCUGACAGGCCUGAAGCGGAUGGUCGACCUGUCCGAGCUGCUGCUGCAGGACUGCCGGCUGGAGCGUUUGCCCUCCGCCCUGCUGGCUCUCACCAACCUGCGGACACUUGACCUGCAGCAUAACAACCUGAGGACUCUGGAGGAACUGCUCAGCCUGGCUCACCUGCGACGUCUGUCUUGCCUCAGACUCGCCUAUAACCGUGUUCUGGCGUUGCCGGCCAGUGUCGGUGUGCUGCGAGGCCUGGAGCUCCUAGAUCUAUCCAACAACCAGCUCCAGAGCCUCCCCCCGGCGCUCUUCACUCUGCGCCGCCUACGAAGGCUCCUGCUGGCCGGUAACCUGCUGGAGGUGCUGCCUGCGGAGGUGGAGGCGCUGCAGCUGCUCACAGAGCUGGACCUCAGCGGGAACAGGGUGGAGAGCCUUCCCCCGCAGCUCUUCAGCAGCUGUUUGGAGCUGCACAUCCUCAAUGUGGCUCACAACUCUCUCGGCUCAUUACCCGGGGGGAUCGCAGCUUUAAGUCGGCUCUGCAGGCUGGACUUGCGCAGCAACAGUCUGGAGGAACUGCCCGCUGAGUUGGGCUGCUGCACAGGGCUGCGUGGAGGCGGCCUCCUGGUGGAGGACUGGCUGUUUCUUUCUUUGCCUCCCCAGGUCAGGGACGUCCUGAGCCGUUCUUGCCCCGCCUCUGGUACGUACCCAGAGAGUCCUUCCCGACCAGAGUCUGACAGUUUCCCAUACUUCUCUCCUACACAGUGGAGUUUCUCCUCUGCUCUGGAAUCACAGAUAUAACAACUUGUUCUCACUCCCAACUCGCCCGGGCAAUGGCUCUCAGGGUCAGAUACCGGCACAAAAAGCACCCUUCAGCGUCUGUAUGGAACACACCGGGCAGAGCAGC